This is a messenger RNA of Prunus mume (Japanese apricot), 5006 nucleotides long. Lineage: Eukaryota; Viridiplantae; Streptophyta; Magnoliopsida; Rosales; Rosaceae. The record is from RefSeq and is a predicted model, not a curated record.
ACCAACCGAUUCAUUAUACAUGCAAACUCCAAAAUUUCCCAGAAAACAAAAUGCUUUUCAAAGCUUUGCUUGUGUUCUUCCUUCUCCUCUUCCCAUUUUGCACAUCCAUUGACACCAUAGCAGUGAACCAGCAUGUGAAAGAUGGUGACUUUAUAGUGUCCAAAGAAAACAACUUUGAAUUAGGCUUCUUCAGCCCCGGCAAUUCGAGCUCUCGCUAUGUUGGAAUUUGGUAUGCUAAUAAGUCUGACAAGGCAGUGGUUUGGGUUGCAAACAGAAACAACCCCAUCAAUGAUACCUCUGGCGUCCUCACCAUCAACAGGUAUGGAAAUUUGGUUAUUUAUGCGCACGAUAUUGACAGCUUUUCUAUUUGGUCCGCAAAUGUGUCUCUUCAAACCACAAGCACUUGUGUAGCUCAGCUUUUAGAUACAGGAAAUUUAGUGCUUUUCCCGGAUAGUAUUAGUAAAAGUGAAAGCUUUAUGUGGCAGAGUUUUGAUUACCCUACAGAUACUCUACUUCCCGGAAUGAAAGUUGGGUUGAAUUGGAAAAUUGGGUUUGAAUGGGUCUUAACAUCUUGGAAGUCCCAAAAUGACCCUGGAACUGGGAACUAUAGCUUGAGGCUCUUUUCAAACCAGACUGCUACGCCCCAAUAUUUUCUGUAUAAGGGUGUGAGCAAAUAUUGGAGAAUUGAUCCAGGGCCGUGGCCCGAUUUUGUGAGUAGUAAUGAAGAAAUGUAUUAUUUGUUUGUGACUGAUAACACCUCUGUAAUUAGAUGGGUGUUGACGGAUUAUGGGUUAAAUCAACAACUGAGAUGGAGCGACGCUGUUAAUCAAUGGGAGGAACUAUGGGCUGCACCAAAAUACCGGUGUGACCAAUAUGGACAGUGUGGUGCCAACAGCAAAUGUAGCCCUGACAACGUUAAUAUGUUUGAGUGUGAGUGUCUACCAGGGUACGAACCAAAAUCUUUGAAUGAUUGGAACAGGAGAGAUGGGUCAGAGGGGUGUGUGAGUAAGCGAAUUGGGCUGCCAAAAUGUGGGAAUGGGGAAGGGUUUGUGAAGGUGGCACGGGUGAAAGAGCCAGACACAACAAAAGCAGCACAAUUGUUGACAAGUAUUAGUGCCAAUCAGUGUGAGCAGGUGUGCUUAAGUAAUUGUUCCUGCACCGCAUAUAUGAGCAUAGAAUGGGAAGGCCGCAUUGAUUGCUUGGUAUGGUACGGUGAAUUGCUGGACAUUUUAGUCCGCACAGAGCUAGGACAAGAUCUGUAUGUUCGUGUGGAUAAAAUGGAAUUAGCUGAGAAUACCAGAAAAUCGAAAGGUUUUCUCAAAAGGAGGGUUUUGCUGGCUAUUCUAAUAGUGGCUGUUCUUCUCGCAUUGGUACUAAUCAUUGUGUUUGCCUGCUGGUGGCUUAAUAAAAAGAGGAAGAUAAAAGACUUUGUGGAGGCAGAUGAACUUGAGGAAAGUAGGAGACACCCAGAGCUGCAAUUUUUCCAUCUGAGUGCAAUAAUAGCAGCUACAGACAACUUUUCUCCUGUCAAUAAACUUGGCCAAGGUGGUUUUGGCAUUGUUUAUAAGGGUCAGCUACCAAAUGAUCAGAAGAUUGCUGUAAAAAGACUCUGCAAAAGUUCAGGACAAGGAAUUGAAGAAUUCAAAAAUGAAGUUGCUCUGAUAGCCAGACUUCAACACAGGAAUCUUGUGAAACUUUUAGGAUGCUGUAUACAGGGAGAGGAAAGGAUGUUAGUCCUUGAAUACUUGCCAAACAAAAGCUUGGACUUCUUUGUUUUCGAUCACUCAAGAAGGUCCUUGUUGGAUUGGAAAAAGCGGUUUGAAAUUAUCAAUGGGGUUGCCCGUGGGGUUCUGUAUCUUCACCAGGAUUCAAGGCUUAGGAUUAUCCACAGGGAUCUAAAAACCAGCAAUGUUCUUCUAGAUGCUGAGAUGAACCCAAAAAUUUCAGAUUUCGGAAUGGCAAGAAUAUUCCAUGGGGACCAACUGCAGGAUAAAACCAACAGAGUUGUUGGAACAUAUGGAUAUAUGUCACCAGAGUAUGCAGUGUUUGGAAGAUAUUCAACCAAAUCAGAUGUCUUUAGUUUUGGGAUUGUAUUAUUGGAGAUUGUGAGUGGCAAGAAAAAUAAUGGCUCUUAUCAAGAGGACCAUUCCAUGAAUUUGAUAGGAUAUGUUUGGCAGCUGUGGAGAGAAGACAGAGCCUUAGAAAUUGUGGAUUCAUUACUAGAGUCAUAUCAUUCUGAUGAAGUCACAAGAUGUAUUCAAGUCGGGCUCUUGUGCGUGCAAGAAGACUCGAAGGACCGACCAACCAUGUCAGCCGUUGUGUUUAUGUUGAGUGGUGAAGCAUCUCUACCAUCUCCUCAGCAGCCUGCAUUUGUCUUCAGAAAAAGUUCCUGUCUGCAUUUAUAUUCGGUUAAUGACUUGACAAUAACCAAAGUUGAAACUUUGCUUGUCUUCUUCUUCCUCUUCCCAUUUUGCUCAUCCAUUGACACCAUAGCAGUGAACCAGCAGGUGAAAGAUGGUGACUUUCUAGUGUCCAAAGAAAGCAACUUUGAAUUAGGCUUCUUCAGCCCCGGCAACUCGAGCUCUCGCUAUGUUGGGAUUUGGUAUGCUAAUAAGUCUGAAAAGGCAGUGGUUUGGGUUGCAAACAGAAACAACCCCAUCAAUGAUACCUCUGGUGUUCUCACAAUCAACAGGUACGGAAAAUUGGUUCUUUAUGCUCACAAUACUGAGAACCUUUCUAUUUGGUCCACAAAUGUGUCGGUCCAAACCACAAGCAGUGUAGCUCAGCUUUUAGAUACAGGAAAUUUAGUGCUUUUCCAGGAUAGUAAAAGUGAAAGCUUUGUAUGGCAAAGUUUUGAUUAUCCUACAGAUACUCUACUUCCAGGAAUGAAAGUUGGGUUGAAUUGGAAAAUUGGGUUGGAAUGGGUCUUAACAUCUUGGAAGUCCCAAAAUGACCCUGGAACUGGUAACUAUAGCUUGAGGCUCUAUUCAAACCAGACUGCUACGCCCCAAUAUUUUCUGUACAAGGGUUUGACCAAAUAUUGGAGAUGUGAUCCAGGGCCAUGGCCCGUUUUUGUGAGUAAUAAUGAAGAAAUGUAUUAUUUCUUUUCAACUGAUAACACCUCUGUAAUUAGAUCGGUGGUCACGGAUUAUGGGGUAAAUGAACAACUGAGAUGGAAUGAUGCUGUUAAUCAGUGGGAGGUACUCUUUGCUGCACCAAAAUACAGGUGUGACCAAUAUGGACAGUGUGGUGCCAACAGCAAAUGUAGCCCUGACAAUAUUAAUAUGUUUGAAUGUGAGUGCCUACCGGGGUAUGAACCAAAAUCUUUGAAUGAUUGGAACCGGAGAGAUGGGUCAGACGGGUGUGUGAGCAAGCGAAUUGGGGUGUCAAACUGUGGGGAUGGGGAUGGGUUUGUGAAGGUGGCACGGGUGAAAGAUCCAGACACAUCGAAAGCAGCACAAUUGUUGCCAAAUACUAGUGCCAAUGAGUGUGAGCAGGUGUGCUUAAGCAAUUGUUCCUGCACGGCAUAUAUGAGCAUAGAAUGGGAAGGCCGCAUUAAUUGCUUGGCAUGGUUUGGUGAGUUGUGGGACAUUUUAGUACACACGGAGCUAGGGCGAGAUCUAUAUGUUCGUGUGGACAAAAUGGAAUUAGCUGAGAAUACCAGAAAAUCAAAAGGUUUUCUCAAAAGUAGGGGCUUGCUGGCUAUUCCAAUGGCGGCUGUUGCAUUGGUACUAAUCAUUGGGUUUGCUUGCUGGUGGCUUAAGAAAAAGAGGAAGAUGAAAGAUUUUGUGGAGGCGGAUGAACUUGAGGAAACUAGGAGACACCCAGAGCUGCAAUUUUUCCAUCUGAGCGCAAUAAUAGUAGCCACAGGCAACUUCUCUCCUGUCAAUAAACUUGGCCAAGGUGGUUUUGGCACUGUUUAUAAGGGUCAGUUAGCAAAUGAUCAGAAGAUUGCUGUAAAAAGAUUGUCCAAAACUUCAGGACAAGGAAUUGAAGAAUUCAAAAAUGAAGUUGCGCUGAUAGCCAGACUUCAACACAGGAAUCUUGUGAAACUUUUAGGCUGUUGUAUAAAGGGAGAAGAAAGGAUGUUAGUCCUGGAAUACUUGCCGAACAAAAGCUUGGACUCCUUUCUUUUUGAUCACACAAGAAGUUCCUUGUUGGACUGGAAAAAGCGCUUUGAAAUUAUCAAUGGGGUUGCUCGUGGGAUUCUUUAUCUUCACCAGGACUCAAGACUUAGGAUAAUCCAUAGGGAUCUAAAAACCAGCAAUGUUCUUCUAGAUGCUGAGAUGAACCCAAAAAUAUCAGAUUUUGGCAUGGCAAGAAUAUUCCAUGGGGACCAACUGCAGGAUAAAACCAACAGAGUUGUUGGAACAUAUGGAUAUAUGUCACCAGAGUAUGCAGUGUUUGGAAGAUAUUCAACCAAAUCAGAUGUCUUUAGUUUUGGGAUCAUAUUAUUGGAGAUUGUGGGUGGCAAGAAAAACAAUGGCUCUUAUCAAGAGGACCAUUCCAUGAACUUGAUAGGACACGUUUGGCAGCUGUGGAGAGAAGAUAGAGCCUUAGAAAUUGUGGAUUCAUCACUACAGUCAUAUCAUUCUGAUGAAGUCUUGAGAUGCAUUCAAGUCGGGCUCUUGUGCGUACAAGAAGAUUCAGAGGACCGACCAACCAUGUCAGCUGUUGUAUUUAUGUUGAGUGGUGAAGCAUCUCUACCAUCUCCUCAGCAGCCUGCAUUUGUAUUCAGAAAAAGUUCCCGCAGUGGUGGUUAUCUAUCAAGUUCACAAGGAUUAUAUUCUGUUAAUGACUUGACAAUAACUAAACUUGACGCUCGAUAAGGAUUCAGGCUCUUGUUUCCACAAUUAUCAAAAUGUUAUUUGUUUUAUUGACCUUCAUAUGACAUAUGUGGGCACUGCAUAUGCGCCCAUCACCUUAAUACAAAUUUCUAAACUAUCCAUUCUUGUGAACUUUAUGAAAGAGUGAUGAAUUUGGAGAUGCAACCUUUAGAUAAGCCA